Messenger RNA from Fusarium graminearum PH-1, 342 nucleotides. RefSeq lists its product as uncharacterized. The record is from RefSeq and is a predicted model, not a curated record. NCBI's taxonomy places the organism in Eukaryota, Fungi, Ascomycota, Sordariomycetes, Hypocreales, Nectriaceae. The transcript has 2 exons. The coding region runs from base 1 to 342 and encodes 113 amino acids.
AUGUCUACCAACCGAAGAGACUACAAUGAUCUCCCUUUUUCCUUCAACAACGAGUACUAUGCAGAUGCUCAAGGUCUCGUCUGCGGUUCCGAUGGCCUGCUGCACGACCCCAGCCACCGCGAAACCAACGGGCAGCGACAACAACGUGUCAACGAGCGCUGGGAAGAGAACACAUUGGACAGUGCGCAACUCGAGAAGGCUGGGAGGUUGAAGGCGUGGGGUGUGCACCCUUCCAUCAUUCAUGUAAUCGUGGGUUGGCCUGCUCAAGGGUUGUCUGAGGAGGAGAGGGAUGUGAUUGUCGCGUGCUGUGAAGAUGAGAGGUUACAGCUUAGACAGAAUUGA